AUGCCGCACAUCGCGGAAACCACCCAAGACCCGACGGAUGUGCACCCAGGAUCCCUUGUACCCUGGCUAGCACCCGGCACUAAAGAAACUAAAGAAUGUCAAGCCCAAUCACAACCAAAAAGUCUCAAAGAAGAGGAGGUGGCGCUCGGGGAGCUCGGGGACAGUCGAUGUGCCUCCCCGGCAGAAUCAAGUAUCAUGGACUUGGAUUCACUCCUGGAUUUCAGCGAUUCUGAACUCUCCUCAUUGUCAACCCGAAACUCCUUGCGAUCCGCAUCCCGUUUGUCCCGCUUCUUUCCCGAGCUGUCCUCGCAUUUCGCCGUUGUCUCCCCGGUCAGCGCAGAUCGCAAGAUGGACCAGACGGGCCCCACGCUCUUCGAACGAGAGCUCGAAGAGCGAGUGUGGAUCUUGUAUCGUCGCUCGGUGGACUCGGACGAACAGCAGCCAGUCAAUCGCGUUCCCGGCGGCGUGGACGCUUCAUCGUCCUGCUAUAGUCGCCGCUCCUCCCUCACGACUCUGGGGACGGAAUUUUGGGGCGAUGAUGGCCGACAUCCACUCAAGUCUCCGGAGGAAUACUCGAUUCACUCGCCUGCCUCGGUGGGAGUCUUUGACGAGAUCGCUCCUCUCUCGCGACGGUCCUCCACUCUCCCGCCGUAUACUCUGCACAUGCCCCUGCAUGAACAGAGACCCACCAAGCAGGUUUCAAUGACAGAGCUGAAGAACAAACCAUUACCCCUGGAGCCAUCAGACAAUGAGCCAUCGAGGAGUCGCUGGAGCGAUUCUUCUCACUCCACCGAGUCACACUUUCGCCCUGUGCCAACGUCGUCUCGAGACCUAUUGGUGUCGCCAUUACACCCUACCCCCAACCACCAUGAUUGGAAAGCCUCCCAGAAGACGAGCUCGCAUCGACCGGCCGGACACGUGUGGGUGGGGUCCGAAUAUAAUGACCUUGGGCACUCACGCAAUGGUCGGAAAGAAGGUGAAAGGCCGGUCAACAAUUGGCCUCAUGCACCAACAUUGUCGCAAGCAACGAAAGACCUCGAAGGAACCCUGGCGGAGCUGGCAGACGAUUCGGAUCGGCCCGUCCCAGUGUCCCGCAAUAAGGACUGGAUCUCCACUCGCCGCGCGCCUCUCCCGCCAACCGAGGCCCAAUUGACCCCUAAAGCAAAACAGUUCGGUCGCUCACUCACAUCAAGUCCCAGUCCAACCAAGAGCAGAAUCUCGCAGCCAAAAGACACCAGAGAAACAUGGGACAACCGUACAGCGAGCCCGGGAAAAAAGGAGAAGAAGAAGAAAUCCUUUCUUGCGCCGUUUCGCAAGAGCCAAGUCCGCAUUAGCGCCCGGUCGGAAUGCCAAUCCAUGACGUCGAUCCCCUCGGACAUUCUCGAGCGAGUGGAAGACUUUCUCACGCCUGAACAAGAACAGGGGGAAGUGAACAAAAUGCGCCAAAGUUGGGCGCUGGUCUCAACUGCCCAGGCCAGUAGUCUGCACCUUGAUCAGAUCUAUGAAUUGCCUGCUGAACCCCACUGCUCUACACCGAUUGUCUUGGAACAUCCCAGUCAUGUCGGUGUAAAUGAAAAGAAAUCCAGUCUGCCCGUGGAUAUGCCGCUGGAUUUGAUCAUUUCGAUCAUGGAGAGAAUCGACUCACUGGAUGAUCUGUUUAAUUUCGUCCUCGUCAAUAAAAAGCUGUAUUCUGCGUUCAAACGGCGCGAGUUGCCACUUAUCAAGAAUGCGCUGUUCAAAAUGUCCCCGCCGGCAUGGGAAUUGCGCGAAAUGAGUCCACCCUGGGAAAUGGAGUGGGCGCCUCUCAUCGACCCCGACUCCCAGGUUCCUGAAUACACGCCGACAUUGUACCUACAGCGAUACGCGCAGGAUAUCUAUACCCUGGCGAAACUCAAGGCACUGGUUCUGGCGCGCUGUGCCCCAUUCCUGCGACGGGAGACUGUUCGCGGUCUGGCUGGCGUGGACAAUCAGCGCGCGGAGGAAGUCGAUGAUGCAUUCUGGCGCGUCUGGACAUUCUGUCGGAUCUUCGGAAGUGGGAAGAGACGCGAGAAUGACCUGGCUGGUCAAAUGGACUGGUUGAAGGGAGGUUGUCAAGCGAAGAAGUCUUCCACAUCCGUCUCGACAAUGGCCCAGCCUUUCGCCAUCAACAACGUUCUCUUUGAACCGCCUCCAGGCUUCGGACGGGGAAAUCUCUCCGGGCUCUCCCAGGGACAAAUGUACGAUAUGAUUGAAAUUUGGACUUGCAUGGGAGUCCUCCUCCAACCCAUGCAUGGGAAAUGCAUUGAGGCACGCAAAGUCGGCAUCUUCGAUAACAUGGACGUCCCAGAAAACGAUGCAGUGCGUGAAGAAAUCGCUCUAGAAUGGACCUCAUACAUCCUAACCCUCGGCCUCGGCGCCGUAAUGUCCCUAAGCUCCGUCUGCCAAUCCGACACAGCAUCCGCCAAAUUCGCCCGCGCCCACUCAAUAGGCCUAACGAAAUGGGAAAUCACCGAAACAGAAGCAAGCCGAUCCUCAUUCCUGAAAGAAGCCAUUUCACGCGCCUACGAAAUCCAAGAACGAGACUCCAGCCCCAUAAAACCAACCACCCAAUCCUGGGCUCCUGCGCGUGCGAAUCGAGAACGCCAAACUGCCUUCGCGAAGGAACUUCAACAAAGACGAGCCCGAGGUCUUGGAGAACCAGCAGGGAGAUUCUCAUUCUCGGCUGAACGGCCAAUGUCGGAAUAUAGCACUAUACUCCGGAAUCUGGAUUCAAAUGAGCAGUCUGUUCCACCUGUUCCGACUCUUGUUCAUGAUCGGUCAUCAUCUACCACUUCCAUUCCGGAACCGCGGACGCCGAUUGAAACGGGGCUCGAUGCUACGGUAUUCGCGCGCAGUCCGCCUCUUUGUCAGGUUGGGAAUUAUUCUUCUGAUGCGCAUGUUCGUCGGCCGCAGGUUUUGGAUCCUGUUGAUCGGGCUAUUGAUAUGAUUGUUCAUGAGUUGGGUUUUGAGACUGAGGAUGCUAAGUGGGCUUUGAAGAUUACGGAUACUGGUGAGGGGAUUGAUGCAGAUGCUGCUGUCCAGUUGUUGAAGAAGCAGAAGAAGAAGAAUGAGCGGAAUCCUUUUGGGAAGAGGGAUAGUUUGUUGUCUUCUGUUAUCAAGAAGCAGAAAUCUCAUGACUCUGGAUGGCGGUGGGCUUGA
This is a messenger RNA of Penicillium salamii, 3177 nucleotides long. Lineage: Eukaryota; Fungi; Ascomycota; Eurotiomycetes; Eurotiales; Aspergillaceae. The record is from the annotation of a GenBank genome assembly.